CGAAAGAGGCGUUAUAUUUGGUUGCCAAACGUAAACAAAAAUGGCGGAUGAAGGCAAGGUAAAGAAGACCAGAAAGCCUAAAGCCAAGUCUGAUAUAAAGGAAAAUGCAGGGAUUGAAAUGGAUUCUUUUGGUGAUAGUGCAAAGUCAAAGCUGGAUAUUUUACUUCAGCAAGCUGUAGUUGAGUCCACUUCGAGUGCCAAAGCCAAGAAAAAGAAAAAGAAAGAUGAUAUAGUUUUGGAAUCCCUGCGCAAGGGUGAAGGAUUACAGAAGGAUGAAGAUGCCGCCAUUAAAGCCAACACCUACGAUCCUAAUGAUAGUCCAAAAAAUAUGAAGAGCAAUAAAAGGAAACAAAAAAUAAUGGAAGAAAAUGCAAAGCUUGAAAAACCAGAUAAUACAGAUAAAAAGAAGAAGAAGAAGCCCAUAGAUGAUACAUUAAAUGAACUAGAAACUGAAAUCAUUUCUCCUGAGAAAACUAAGAAGAAAAAGAAGAAACCACCAGAUAACACUGAAGAAAAUGAAGUAAUAUCUCCACCUCCAGAAGAAGCUCUCUCUCCAAAAGGAGGUAAAAAGAAAAAGAAGAAGACUGCAGAAGAAAUAGAACUGUCACCUCCAGAGUCUGAAGAAGUGUUGACACCAAAAGAAGGUAAAAAGAAGAAAAAGAAGAUUAUGAACACUGAACCAGAGGAGGAGCCUUUAGUAACUACAGACGAAGCACCAACACCCAAACCAAGGAAACCAAGAAAAAAGAAAGAAGUAUUAUCUGAGGAAGAAACUACAGUUUCACCUAGAGAAGAGGAAACUCCUACAAAAACUGGUAAGAAGAAAAAGAAAGCAGUUCUAUCAGAUGAGGAGCGUCCUGUAUCUCCAGAACCAAUCACAAGCAAGGAGGGUAAGAAAAAGAAAAAAGCAGUCUUAUCAGAGGACGAGCGUCCAAUAUCUCCAGAACCAAGCACAAGCAAGGAAAAAAAGAAGAAAAAGAAAAAAGAUACAGAAGACACAGAAGGGCUUACUGUAUCUCCUAGAGAAGAUGAGGAGGUUACAACUCCAGAAAAGAAGAAAAAGAAAAAGAAAGUGAGAACUGAGGAGGAAGGUCCACAACCAAGUGAUGAUGAGGUUUUGUCAAAUGCAGACGAAGAGGAUGAGGAAGAAAAAGAUGAAACUGAAGAAAAACUUAAGGAAGAACCAAAAAAGAAAAAAGGAAAAACAAAAGCUAAAACACCAGAAGAAAUUGAAAAAGAGAAUGAACAAAGAAGAAAAGAACGAGCAGAAAUUGAAGACAUUGGACAAGUUUUGGCUGUGAUGAUUCAUCGUACAGACAAAUUGAAAAAUGACUUUCACAUCUUGCAUCCACUAGUCCGUGUCCAUAUUGUUGAUGAGAAUACUGGGGAAUAUCUUCUCAAGCAAACAAAAGAUCGGCCUGUCACAGCUUAUUUUGAGACUAAGAAUGAAGCCAUAGAUAAGAUCUUACCUAUAAUGACACAACCUUUUGACUUCAAGCAAAAGAAGUCUGUUUUGCCUGUAUGGGAAGAAUUAUUGCUGUUUAAUGAGAACUACAAUUAUUUUAUAAAAUCUGAUCCCAAAGUUAUUGUUCUGUUUGAGCUGCUUGACUUUGUGAGUAUGAAUCAUGCCAGUGAGAAGUUUUCUUCCCAAGGGAGUGAAGGAGGAUGGUACAGAAUAGCAUGGGCAUUCCUUAAGGUUUUAGGAAAUAAUAAUAAAAUAAAUACUGGGUCUAAAGUGAGAUUACAACUGUUUGAACCACCAUCUUCUCAAGUUAGGACAGGACCAAAUCAACCUGAGGUUUACCAGUGGUGGAAGGCCUCACAAAGACGUCCCUAUCCAUCUACAGUAUAUGUAACAUUGAAGGGUAUAACUCCACCUGAUGAAGUGGAACCUGCACUAAGAUCUAUGUUUGCUACACAAAAGGAAGAAGGAUUUACAACUUAUCAAGAUUUAAAGAAGAGCGUUAGCUGGGGAGAUAAAAAGAGACUAGAUAGUUCCAGACACACCUUAUCAUCAUGGACAAGACUUGUAGGUCAGACCUGUAGGAUUCCUAAUCAUUUAGAACACAUGAUACCUGGCGGAAGAAGAGGUUGUUAUGUUCUGAAAUUCUCUCAUGAUGGCAGGAGUUUAGCCUGUGGAUGCCAUGAUAGAGAUAGUUACCCAAUUCUAGUCUAUGAAGUGCCAUCUUUUGAACUGAAAGGAAAAUUAAAAGGACAUUUUGGUAUUGUUUAUGAUCUGUCGUGGUCAAAAAGAGAUACCCAUUUAAGUUCCGCAUCAUCUGAUGGCACUGUCAGAGUUUGGAAUUUAGAGGACUUUGAUAAAGCUGAGAAUAUUUUACCUCAUCCAGCCUAUGUAUAUACAUCUCAGUUCCAUCCCCGUAUUGACACCAUUGUUGUGACGGGAUGUUACGAUCAAGUGAUACGUGUGUGGGACAUACAAGGAGAGGAUGUCCAUGGAUGUCUGAAGCAAGAAAUAGAGAGUCACAAAGGCUAUGUGAAUUCUGUAUGUUUUGAUAGUGAUGGACAGAAAAUGUACUCUGCAGACAGUAUUGGAAGCAUCAGUAUCUGGAAUGUGUUUGUUACGGAACAACCCCAUCAUAGAGACACGAAUAAAAGUGGUUUCAUGAGAGACUGGACAUUGUUCCAUACAAUAUCAGAUCCAGAAUUAAAGGACACCCCCAUCAAUCAUUUAAAACUUCAUCACAGUGGCCGUAGACUUUUGGUGCAUAGCAGAGAUAACAUAAUACGCAUGGUAGAUCUUAGAGUUCAAAGAGUGAUGCAAAAGUAUAUUGGUCAUUUGAACUUCCGUGAACAGUUAAGAAGCACAAUAACCCCUUGUGGAUCAUUUGUGUUCUCUGGCAGUGAGGAUAACUUGGUUUAUGCUUGGCAUACAGAAACAGGUGACCAAGUGGUGAUGUACACAGACCUGAAUUACAGAAACCCUGUGACUGAUGUAGAUUACCAUCCUAGAGAUCACAUGAUUGCCAUGUGUUCAGUAGGAGAAAACCAACCUAUCAUUAUUUAUAACUAUGAUCCACACAUUGCCCAGAUGGAAGCAGGCUUAUCUCCAAGACACAUAACCCCUGAACCCAUUAGAGAACAUGAGGAAACUGUUAUGCCUGGUUCUCCUAGAAAAGAGGAAUUAACAACAGGUGCUUCCUCCAUGAUAUUUAACAAAGAAGAAUUCAAUGCCCAUACUGCAGGAAGAUAUGAAAAAGUUUUAAGGAAACUACAUAGUGCUACAACUCAAAUGGCAUCAACUCCAUCGCUAGACCUCCCAGGAAUGACACCAGCAACUACCUCACCACAACUUGCACAUACAGGAUUCAGAUCAUUAGACCCUAAUAUGACACCAAGAACUAUGAUGGCCUCCCCAGCUACUUUCUCACCUCAUUCAACGAAGACCAUGAGUGGUAUAAUGCAGCAACAACAGUUUAGAUCACAGAAUAUGUACAUGAAAACUGGGGAUUCUGACUGGAGACCAGGAUUUACUGAUGUGGGUAGAUAUGGUGCCAGAAGUACUAGUCCAACAUUUAUAGGCAGGCCACCACAACUUUCAAUGACAGCUGGACCAGGGAAAGCUCAGUUCAGUUUCCAGGCUCCUGCUGGUAAAGCAGUACCUAGUUACAAACAGGUUAUUGCUUUGUAUAACUACCGUGCCCAAAGAUCAGAUGAACUCACCAUAUUCAAAGGAGAUGUUAUAUCUAUAUUGUACAAAGAUAGUGAUAGUUGGUGGAUGGGAGAACUGCCCGACGGACAACAGGGUUACUUCCCUUCAAAUUAUGUCGCUGAAGAAGGUGCUGAUAUUGAUGCUAAAAUGGGUCUUGUACAAGAUAGUGAGAGUGAUGAAGAUGAUGAUAAAAAGGUGACUGCAGUCAGAACAAAGACUGGAGAGUUGAAGUUUAUUUCUGCCACAGAAGAUACUGAAGAUGAGCUUCUGAGUUCAAGAAAAAGUAGAAGGAAAAAGAAACGUGAUUCCUUGGAGAAUGCUGAAGCAGCCUCACUUGAUAGUGCUAGCGGGAAACGAAAUAGCAAAAUUGUUGGAGAAUCAAAUGCGUGAAGGAUGAUUUAUUGACAAACAUUUUGUGACCUUACUGAAGCAUAGCUGUGAUAGAUAUUUUAAGAAUUUUGAAUCAUGUCAACUUCAUAUAUAAGAACCAUUGCAUUAUGGGGUCUUAUUUUUUGCUAGCAUUUUAUACAAACUUUCCAAAAAUUCAAAAGGUUGAAAGUUUUUUUUAGAUAUGAUUAGUGCAUCAAUUAGACAAUUAAUGUUAUAUGGAUAGGGGUCCCAGUAAUAUUGUUAUAUGGAUAGGGGUCCCAGUAAUAUUGUUAUAUGGAUAGGGGUCCCAGUAAUAUUGUUAUAUGGAUAGGGGUCCCAGUAAUAUUGAUUUUAUACUUUAGUGGACAGAAAAAUACAAGUUUAAACAGAAAUCUUCAUGAUUUUUUUUUGUUUUUUUUUAAAGACUUGAUUUAUUUCAAAAAUACAAAUCAACAUUUUCCAUAGGAAGAUUUUUUUGUUAAUUAUAAGUAUUCCAUAUGUUUAUGUCCCCUGUAUUUUGAAAUUUGAAUAAUUUGCUUUUUCAAAUACUAUUUCAAUCUUAAUCAAAUUGUUUUAUUGAAAAUAUGCCAAAUUCUCCACCUUUACUUUGUUAUGGGGUUUACCUUUUAAAAAAUGGAUUGGUAAAUGAUUAAUCAUAUUCUUGAUUUCUAUGAUCUGUUAUCUUGACUUGUUUCUAUGGAGAUUUCUCCUGUUCAUCCGUCCAGGUUGACUGAUCUUUGGUUUUAGUAGCUGCGGUAGUUGCAUGCAUUUACAUGAGUUACAAUUGAACUAUAAUUUAAACUAUAUGGAAUCUCAUUAUAUUUUCUAUUUAUUUAUUUAUUUGACAUUUAAACAUUUUCAACAAAACUAUUUACUCUAUUGCUUCUGUCUGAUUCAGUUCUGCUUGUGAAUUUAAGUUUGGUUAAUUUUAUUUUUUUUCAUAUUUCAAAGAAAAGGAUUAAAAAUAUGAUAUUUUGCAAAGUUUUGAAAUAUUUAUAAAACUGGUUUUAUUUUAUGUAAAAGGGAUAUUUGAUACAGUUUAAAAUCCAUCAGAAACAUUUUUCAUACAGGACUUUAUAUUGAAAGACAUGUCCUUUGUUGAAUAUUGACGAUUUUGAUACGGAGAUCGGUUUUCACAAUUAAAAUGAUCAAUUAUUCAGUGGUCUUUGUAGGAUAAACAAAUGCAUAUCGCCUAUCACUGAUGUUUGUUGUACAUUUCGUUAACUGUCAAGCAAUAAAUUGAAAUGGAAAAAUGAAUCAAUAAUUGAUUGAAAUUAUAUUUCUGAUGAUUUGUCAGUUUAAUGUUUGUUGUAUUUGCUAAUGUCAUGUUUUUUAUAUUUUUAUGCUCUUUUUUGUUAUUUAAUGACAGCAUUUAAUAUAUAAAAAAUAAUAAAUGGUUUCAUUCAUAGAUCUAAUUAUUCACAUGGUACACAAUGGUUAUUGAAAUCAAAUGUAGUAAUGUUAGUAUAUUUAUAUUUACUUCAUGUAUAUGUAUUUUAAUGGACUCUACUAUUUCAUUUCUUUUUUAUUAGACAUCUUUUUUUUAAAGUAUUAAGUAUAUUUAUCUUUUUUUACUACACCCCCUCCUCUCACCAUUUUGAAAAUCAUGGACCUGCUUCUGUAUGUCAUCAGUGAGAAAUCAUCUACAAUCAUACCAACUGUUGCCAUAGCCAGGAGGGUAGGGUUCAUACAAACAACUGCUUAAAGUGGUACCCAACACCUUCACUUAAAUUAACUUGGCUUGUUUAAUUUUCAUAAAAAUUUGACUACGGUAAGUAUUUACUUUGACCAUUUGACAAAAAUAUGGAAAAAAAAUUUGAACCAACCAUUUUUAUCAGAAAAAUUUCACUGGUUAUAUAGCAGUUUGACAAACACUUAUUCUGAUCAUUGAGCAGCUUAAUAUUCCCUUAACAACGCAAUGUAAUUUUAACGGUCAGCUGAUUUUCAGAGUUAUCUCCCUGUAGUGUUAGGUACCACCUUAAAAAACACUAUUGAUGUCUAUAUGUUUCAUCCCUGCAAGAAUGUGAAUCGCGCAUGAAUAGAUUAUGUAGUUUCGGAAACAUGGUUUAUUGAAGUGUAAACCAAAAGAAAAAUUCUAAUUGACCAAUCCAAUUCAAGUAUUUAUAGAUAUGCAAAUGAUAUAAGACUUAUUGUAUAGUAAAACAUAAGGAAACUAGGCAAACAAAUAAAGCCUGGUUGUCUUUUGUUGGUCCCCUUUCUGAUCUAAUGGCUAUGCCAGGGAUAGACUCCCUUUGUACCCCUAUCUAUGUUGUUUACAAAACAUUUAAUGUAACAAGAUAAAAAUGUAAGAUUUUUUUACAUCUCAUUCCAUUCAAGGGAGAAAGUAUACAUGUGCAUGUUCAAUCAUUUUCAUAAGUUUUAAUGUAUUUUGUCAUCCUUGAAAAAACAUCUGCCCAUUACGGGGUGACAAAAAGGGGUAUCCCUUGAUUAGUUACUUGCCAACUGUGAAGCUUAUUUAGAAACAAACAAUUAGUUAUAAAACAUUGUUUUUAAACAGCCCAGCAGAUCUAGAACCACAUUAAACAUGAUCAAAUCUUACUGAAAUAUUCGUUCACUAGUACUACAAACAAUGACAUUAAAAAUCAAUGUUAAUCAACAAUCUAUAUAAAGAAAUUAGAAAAUUAUGUCUUUGAAAUAACUAGUAUGAAUAGGUUACAGAGUUCAUUGUAAUUAAUGAGAUUUAAUAUAUAAGCUGAUUCCGUCCAGGAAGUUAAUUCAGGUUGUUGUUGUCGUUUGUUUAUUUCCACCCAUUUAUUUCUUAACUGUGAUAUGAUUAAACAUGGUUGUUUAUGAAGCUUUGAUGUACAAAACAAGAUUUUUGAACCUUCCAUGCAAUUUAAUUAACUUUUGUUGUUGAUUUGUAAAAACUCAAUAUGAAUCCUCAUUUGGUACCUGUUAAUUUUAGAUGAUAUUUUUAUAAUUUCUGACAUCAGUUUUAUUUGUGAUUGUUUAUUUCUAUAAUUAUGAUUUUUAUGGUUGAUGAUGUAAUAUCUGCCGUGUUCAAUGAAUCUGUUCGACUGAAUUAUUGUAUAAUUAAGUGAAUUGCGUUGAUUAUUUUUGUGCUUUUUCACUGAUAAUUGCAUAAUUUUCACAAUUUGUCUGUAAAUUAUGAUUACUUUAAUUACCAUUUAUAGUCUAGCUAGCUUUCUCUGGUGUAGGAAAACUUUGUCAUUAGUGUCAUAGCCAAUGAAGGAGUCGCUGUAUUGUUGUCAAAAGAAAUAGUAAAAGUUUGUUAAAGAUAUAAUAGACAAUAAAUCUGCCAAAAAUGCAGUUUCUGAUUUUCAUAAUUGUCAAGAUAUAGUCAUAGGGAGUCAGCUGGGCAGACAGUUUUGUUUCAAAUUAAUCUAUCUUCUCCUCACAUAUAAAUUUAAUUUGUCGUGCAUAUGGUAUUUGGGAGUAGAAGGUUUUCAAAUCUGUCCAUUUGUAUGUAAAAACAUUUUGUUUGCAUUUAGAGAGGAGUAUAUAAAAAUGACUUUUACAAAUGUUUUUAAUUUUAAAUCAAAUCCAGAUAAAGGAUUCCUUUUUAUUUAUACAAAGUUCAGACUUAACAGAACAGAACAUUAGCUAACAUGAUAUAUAUCCACCUAAAUUGUUGUGAAUACUGUGCUUCAUUUUCUUAGUGCCAAAGUGUAAUGUCUAUUCUUAUGUAACUUCAAUAUUUAUAAUGUACUUUUCUUGGAGAAGCUAUGAUAAGGACAUUUUGUUUUGGUUUCUUGAAUUCAAAAUCAAAAUUUAUGAAUCCAUCAUCAUAUAUUAUCUUCAAGACGUUCCUAAUGCAUGAUUCUGUCAAAUAUAACUUAUCACAGUGGCUAAUCUGGGGUUAGAACUCCACUUAUUUU
This is a messenger RNA of Mytilus trossulus (common blue mussel), 7899 nucleotides long. RefSeq names its product jouberin-like. Gene Ontology annotation, biological process: motile cilium assembly. The transcript is spliced from 35 exons. Gene Ontology annotation, molecular function: protein binding. The record is from RefSeq and is a predicted model, not a curated record. Lineage: Eukaryota; Metazoa; Mollusca; Bivalvia; Mytilida; Mytilidae. The coding region runs from base 41 to 4060 and encodes 1339 amino acids. Gene Ontology annotation, cellular component: ciliary basal body.